UGUGUUUGCUGAAAAUAUUUUUACUUUAUAAUUUCUAUCUUUUUAAGAAUCUCUGCUAAAAAAAAUAGUGAGAUAUAGGUGAUGUUCACACCGCAAUCCUCAGAGACAGCUUCGACAGUGUAUCAAAAAAUAAUCUCGAGUUAUCAUGGUUUUAAGCUGCCGCCGGUUGUUCGAAAAUUAGGUUUAUCCAAUCCAAUCCAGUCAUUUUUAAAUGGAAAGCGCAUAUAAGAUGGACGCCACCAGCAAGGUCCCCAGAGUUUCUGCCAGCGUAAUUUUCUACGUGUCACUUCAAAACUGCAACAUGAAGCACGUCCUCGUGAAAUGGGAGACCGAGGACACGUGGGACGUGUAUCCUGUGAAGAGCAUCGCCGAUGUAGCAAUUGGAAUGGAGCUGCUUCGGGACCCGGCCAGCGCGCUACAAAAAUUUCGGGAUGUCGUUGUCGACAUCGUGUGGCAGCCUGGUAAGCCACCAGCACCUGCCAGGAUUCUAGCUGUUGGAAGUCAGGCCUCCAUGGAAAAAAAAAGAAACAGGCUGGCACUGGAGGCUGCCGAGACUGACAGCUCAGCCACUGGUGCAAAGCGAACAUGUGACCACUUGGAACAAAUAGAAAGUCUGCAGAACACAGUGGAAAGCCUGCAAGAAGAGCUUCGCGAGACUCGGGCUGAGCUCGCCCAAGCACGGCAGUGUAUUGAUGCUGCAAAAAUGGUCAAGCGACUUAAGCACUUGAUAGACAAGGCUGGCACUCCUGCAGAGGCUGUUGGCGUUGCACCGGCCCCAAAAGUAGACAUCGGUGACGGUGUGUACGUUGAAGAAGGCCUGCUUAUGAGGCUGCGCCUGGAUGCGAAUAAUUCAGGUUCACGGUUCGCGAGGGGCCUCCUUAAAGCUCUUUUUACAAAAGAAGAGCUUGAAGGGAGGUCCCUCUUUGGGCGGCCUUCGAAUGCCCAUAAAGGCCUUCCGCAGAAGGAGCCACUAGACUCCAGGAAGGUCAACGCCAUAUUGGGCUACACAACACGGCACUUCAAUGUCCUGCCAGGACAGCUCAAGAACACAUUGUCGUCACUUCUAGCCCGGGGAUAUUAAAUGGAUUAAUU
Molecule: messenger RNA, 1092 nt
Organism: Dermacentor silvarum
Lineage: Eukaryota; Metazoa; Arthropoda; Arachnida; Ixodida; Ixodidae
Exons: 6
Coding region: 212-1081 (289 amino acids)
Molecular function (GO): DNA binding
Source: RefSeq, a predicted model, not a curated record